CCGGUGUAACGUAAAUCCUGCCAGACAAGGCUGUGCCGGCCAGCACUGGUGAAGUCGCUCAGUUCCGUUGUUGCAUCUUGCACUUUAUUCUCCCAUUGAGGGCAGACUGUUGGUGGUAGACGAGUGAAGAGCUGUUUCGGCAGUCUUCUCAGUCUGGUUGGACGGACGGGGAAGGUCCUGGUGCCUCUCACAAGAUGUGGUAGUUGCGAUUCGCACAGCCAGUUCACACGAAUCUUAUCACUUCAGUCCUGUCUGGAGGAGCCAGCGAGUUUCUCACUUCAUCACUUUCCACAUCGCAGGGAUUCUCGGCCAGGGAGGCAGGCAUGGCUAGCAUUACGCCUAGCUCUUCGCAGCAACCUCCUUCGCUGGCAAAUCUCCCAGCGCACGCCGCAGCCAGUCGCGGAGACUUGACCGAGCUGAAGCGCUUGUACAGCGAUAACCGGUACCGUCCAACUCGAAGCGAUGCUGCGACCGGUGAGACGCCGAUGCACGCCGCGGCGAGGUCGAAGCGACUGGAAACUCUGCAGUUCCUGUUGCAGGACAGCGGCGUCGACCCACAGACUCGCGCCAAAAAUGGAGAAACGGCCGCACACAUAGCUGCCCUGGAGGGUUGGGUAGAAGGCCUUGACGCUUUGUGUUCAUUCGACGAGCGACGACGAAUUCUCAUCAUUACGGACCAAGAUUUGCAAGGCCUUACACCGCUACACAUCGCCAUUAUUCGCUGCAAGGAACCCCUCGUACAAUGGAUACUGGAGCAUUUUUCCGCCGAACAGCUCAAGCUGAAGCAACGUGGAUCCUUAGCGGUGCACUUCGCUGCGGCUUCAGGCAAUCUGAUAAUCCUGAAGAUGUUAGUACGCCACGCAGGACAAGACUGUGUACACGUACAGGAUGAGAACAGCACAACACCGGCUUACUUUGCCGCUCAGGAGGGCCAGGUGGAGACUCUCAAGUACCUGAUUGUGGAGUGCGAUGGCGAUGCCAAGGCAAAGUCCAAUGAUGGCAUGCAGCCAAUCCAUGCAGCAACGCAGAACGGCAAGGCAAUGGCUGUCAAGUGGCUUGUCGGCAAGAUGGGUCGCAGUCUGCUACAAGAGCGCACCAGUGAUGGAGCAACUCCAGUGCACUUUGCCUCUGCGGGAGGUCACACGGACAUCUUGAAGUGGAUGUUGAACUCACAGAAUGGCUCUGCCCUGGCCAAGGUGUGUGAUACGCUGCAGUCUACACCAAUACACGACGCAGUGGACUACGGUCACUUGGAGUGUGUCAAGGUGCUGCUGAAGCACAAUGCUGACCUCUUCGCUGUUGAUGAUGACGGCACCAGUCCAUACAGCCUGGCCAUGUCACAAGGCGACACGGACAUCAAGAAGUUUGUGGAGGACUACAUGCGACAACGUCGUCUCAAGCCGCCGGUGACGCACAGUCUGUCGACCAGCCAGGAGUGGGAAGAUCCGGCGUACCGGCCGGUCGGCAGCGCGCAAGCGUCUGUAAAGCACCCGUCCGUACCAUCCACAUCACAGAAGGACAGCCGUCCAGCGAGCAUGGUGGAGGAGAGCAACAGCAGCGUGCAGACACUGGACUCCCACACUCAGCAGAUCCGCGUUGCACAGCAGCAGGUCAUGGCCCAUCACCUGUCCACGGCACUGGAGGUGGUCAGCGAGCAGCAGUCGUCCGAAGGCAAGCGUCCACUCCGCCGUCGCAGUACCCGCGAGAUCGUCACCGGCAACCCGAACAGCAAACACGGCGACACGGUGGCAGCAGGGCUUGCACUGAAGCCCAGCUCACCUGUGAAGCAGCACUCGGCACCUGCUGGACAACUCGACCUGGAGAGACCCAUUGUGCACAAGAUCGAGCCAACCAGUCCAAUGACGGCGUUUGCCGAGGACGACACACCUAGCGAGGAGGACCAGCCCAAUGACACCGGUAUGAAGGCUAAGGUGUCCUCAGAAGACCGCCGUGAUCCCGACGGUCAGGAGCACGGUGUUGACUCAUGGUUCUCGGGAUCACGUGAACGCGCCGGCACAGUCAGUGAUCGCCCACCCAUGGCACUGCCGCUCAGCACAAGCAUUGACGAUCCUGAUGUGGCCGAGGGGGCAGAAGACGAUGACGGUAACCCAAGGAAGAGACACAUGCAGCACACCGCCUCGUGGUAUUCGUCCGACGGCGAAUCAACACUGGACAGAUUUCAGCAGGCUAAGAACGCACCGGAUAGUGGCCGGGCCGGUCGCAAGCUCAGGUCCAAGUCCAAGCGUCCACCUGCAAUGCAGUACAUGCCCAUGUUCCAGCCGAUGAUGACACCUUACGGUCCGAUGAUGACACAGACGUUCAUGCCCGUUCCAGUGCAGCAGACAAUGCCACGCGCUGCAGCGGCGUCAUCACGCAAGCAAGGCCGACACAGCCGCCGCAGCGAGGACAAGACUGCUGCUGCAGCGGGCGCCAACGGUGAACCAGGUCCCGAGGAGCAGUCAUCCACGUUACGUAUGUCCGGUUCUAAACCCUCUCUCGGUGUGGUGAGCGAGGAAGGUGAACUGGACGACGAGGGGGGCGAGUAUGAUGGAGAGUCAACGCUGACAAAGUCCGUCAAGGAGGAGGACGCGGUGGAAAAACCGAAGAAGAAGUCUCGCCGAGGUGAUGUGCGUGUGUCCACUCGGGGCAGCAGUCGACGGCGCCGCACCAGUACAACGCCGUACGGCGUGGUUCCGGCUGCAAUGUCUGCACGACAAGCUGCAAAGGCCAAGUCCAUGCCACGUGGAAUGAUGCCUGGAAUGAUGCCUGGAAUGAUGCCAGGGAUGAUGCCAGGGAUGAUGCCAGGGAUGAUGCCCGGGAUGAUGCCCCCGAUGCCAGGGGGAAAAAUGUCCGGAUCGAUGCCCAGAAUGAUGCCAGGUAUGAUGCCCGGGAUGAUGCCAGGGAUGAUGCCUGGAAUGAUGCCAGGGAUGAUGCCCGGGAUGAUGCCCCAGAAAGGUGGCAAAAUGCCUGGCACAAUGCCCGGGAUGAUGCCUGGGAUGAUGCCAGGUGCGAUGCCAGGUAUGAUGCCCGGGAUGAUGCCCCCUAGAAUGCCCACUGGCCAAUCCGGGAAGGGUAAAAACGCCUCGCCCCAGAAUGCCGGCAUGAACAUGCAGAAUUAUGGCAUGUUUCCUAUGAUGCCGGGAAUGCCUCAGAUGAUGCCAGGACAGGCUGGAGGCAUGGGACAACAGCAGCACGCAGGCAUGGCAAUGUCCCCAGCACCGACACUACAGUCGCCCACAGUACCGCCGCGUCGUGCCAGCGUGUUCAAUCGUAUCCUCGGCCGCAAUACCAACUCUGCGCCGGACCUGAGGGAAGGCCAAGGUGGUGAAGCGAGAUAUGACACGGUGGCGCAUGAUCUGGAAGACGAACAGGAUCUCGAUUACAAGGACGGUUCGACUAUUGCGGAACUCAUCAUCAAUACAUCCGUUAUCGGAAUGGGAAUUGUUGCUGACAUUCCGAAGCACAAGAGUCUGCGCAAUGCACUUUCCAGCAGCAACUUCAUCAUGGCCAAAAAGCAGUCGAUUGCCGCCUCAUCGGGCCUUGGUGAGCCAGUCAGCUUGGAUGAGGCACGGCGUAUGACGGAAGAGACCCAAUCCAGCACGUAUGAGGAGCCUGCAAAGCUGACACGGCCACGACCACUUGGUGAUAGCAAGCCAAAGUCUAAACCAUUCCAGAAGCUGUCAAAGAAGCUGAGUUUCCGCCGCGGCGGCGGCAGCGUGCCCGACCUGGAUGACUCGCGACCGUCCAGCGCCUGGGAGUAUGACCAGCACAUGGAGAAACGUGCCGGAGAGAACUGGAUGAGCGGAGACAUGCCUGAAGGGCUAGCCGCCCUAUCACCAUCUGAUGCCAGGCCUGCCAAGCAAGUCAAAGAAAGCCGGAAGAAGAAGGCCUCAACCACUGCACCGCCGCCUGCUGCUGUUCCCAGUGCCGGAGGGCUACAGGUUGGACGCAAGACCAGCGGCAGUGCAUCCAUGCUGGGAAUAUUCGCCGGCGGUGGAGGACAGCCCGUCAAUCCUUACCACCUCAACAGCUCGGCUGACAAAGGCGGUCUGGACACCAGCCUGUUUGAGGAGAAGAAACCUGAAGCACAGAAACCCGAGUAUCAGAAUACUGGAGCACCACACGCUCCUAAACCUGACUAUCAGAAUGCUUCAGAGCAAACCUCAGCAGCACCACCUCCGCCAGGUCCGGCACCUCCACCUCCGUUCGUUGAAGAACCGAAAACGGAGGACGCAGAGAAAGCAGCCGACGAAGAAAAGGCGACCGGCAAGUCUAGAGUCCCGCGGUCAUCUCUCAGUGACCUUUACGCAAAACCAUCAAUGAAGGGCUCCCCUACCGGUGCAGCUGCUGCUCCCAUGAAUGCACAGCGCAAGGUAUCUCCCAGUGCGUAUUCUAAACCCAUGCCUAAAGCCCUGCGCCAGGUUGCAAAGAUAAAGGACAACGAAGGCCAAGCAUCGGUGAGUACGGUGGCCAGUACGGCUAAGGCCAGGCAGCAUAUCGACCGUGUGGUGAAGACUGAUGUGACGGCCAUGCUCACCGACAGUGGUGAGGAUGGGUCUGAGUUUUCAUUCGCCCGCUCUGCAACUCAAGACGCGGGCGCUAGCAAGGCGGACGCGUCAGCUUCCGCCGUGCCGUCCAUAGAUGCCGACGAUCCGUUUGGUCUGUCUGAGCUUGCCCUCGCUCUGCAGCUUGCAGGAGAGGCCGAGUACUGGAAGGAGUCGUUGUCCUUUGAACCGCAAACUGAUGGUAAACCUCAGGCAGAGUUCAAGAGCUCCGCAGCAGUGGAAGCGAGUGCCGCAGCCGCUGUUGUCUACGACGAUUCCCUACUGGACGCGCGUAAGAAAUCUGAGCGCAGCAAGGCGCAGCCAUCGCAGGGUGUGCUUGGCUCAUCCAAGGCAGGAGGCGGCGGUGGACCACCUCCACCUCCUGCGCCAGCACCCGCCCCUCUCGUCGUCACGGCAACACCGGCAACAGCAUCCGAUGACGUCAUGGCAACCAUAGCAGCGCUGAGCAACUUUGGCGAGUCUCCGCCAAGCUCACCACAACCCAGCGUUCCACAGCGCAACUCCAGCAUGCCCUACGCAGAGAAGAAGAUUGUGAAGGGCCAGCCAAAGUCCAGCUGGAUCAACGCGUCCAACUCAUCACGACUCGCACCCAGUAAGGCAUCACCGUUCGCACCAGCGUCCACCAAGUCAGCAAUGGUCAAGGUGGCCACCACUGCGCCAGCACCAAAGCUGACCAUUGUAUCGGAUGGUAGUGGUGCUCCAACUGCUCCACCACCACCCCCUGCUGCUGCUGGUAUCGGCAGGGGCAAUGCGGCCGGUAGCUCGGCACUCAGUGUUCCUGACGUUAGCGCACAGCCAGGUACACCCGGUGCUGCGCGCAAGAUGUGGAAACAGAUGGUGCAGAAGAAACCCUCAGAUAUGGCCACAGUAGCGGUACAAGCUAAGGAUACUGCCAAGAGCACACCACCUCCACCACCGCCAGUAUCGGUACCAGCGCCGGCCGCCGUGAAUGGGAGGAAGCCCUCGACGAGCAUUGUUGCUAGCGCUGCAUCAUCAGUGACUGCCAAUCCACCUCGCACAUCAAAGAUCUCGCAGAUGAACUCUAAGCCACCGGACCCGCCGUCCGAGGCUAGUGUUAAUGACGAGCUGGCCAAGGUGUUUGAGCGGCGGCGCAACAAGGUAGCUCAGAACGCUUUCCUCAACGAAUACAAGAAAGCGGCGGUAUAAGAAUAACGCCGUUGGUUACGCCAGAGAGUUUCUAUAAAUAUUGUAGAAUGAGAACUUGGCACUGUGUGGUUGUAUUUUGAAAAAUAAUUGUUGAGCAAUGAACUGUGCAUAUUGAGAUCAUUAUGAGAAUUUCCAGGAUGUUUUCAAAACACUAUGAAUAUACUGUACACGGUUUGCACACUCAUACUACAUGCUACUGCAUUAUAGUAGUGUCAAUAUACAUAUUCACUGCUUGCUUAUAGCACACGUCGUCACACAUACUACUUACAGCACUGCUUGCUUAUAAAAUUCUAUGUUUUUAUCACACAUGUACUGCGGUUUCUAAAUAAGCUGCAAACAAGAAUAUGUACAUCAAGUACAUCACUACUUACUUCUUCACCACCGGACAAUUAUUUUAUAUACAUGGGGAUCAUUGAAGUGGCCUCCUUGGAUAA
Molecule: messenger RNA, 6166 nt
Organism: Sycon ciliatum
Lineage: Eukaryota; Metazoa; Porifera; Calcarea; Leucosolenida; Sycettidae
Exons: 14
Coding region: 324-5732 (1802 amino acids)
Molecular function (GO): protein binding
Source: RefSeq, a predicted model, not a curated record